Molecule: messenger RNA, 672 nt
Organism: Eimeria maxima
Lineage: Eukaryota; Apicomplexa; Conoidasida; Eucoccidiorida; Eimeriidae
Exons: 3
Coding region: 1-672 (223 amino acids)
Source: RefSeq, a predicted model, not a curated record
AUGAUUGAUGAUUGUAAUCAUAUAGGAUUUGUUGUAUGUGCAGAUGAAGAAAUUCGUGUAAAAGGAAGAAAGUUGAAUAGAGCAUUCGAAGGAGAUCUUGUUGCAGUAAGAAUACUUCAUGAACAAGAAGAGGAGGGAGGAGAGGGAGGAGAGGAAGGAGGAGGAGGAGGAGGAGAGGAAGGAGGAGGAGGAGGAGGAGGAGAGGGAGGAGGAAGAGGAGAGGAAGGAGGAGGAGAGGAGGAGGGGAGAGAAAAGGAUAAUAGAGAUAAAGGAAGAAGAAGAAGAAGGAGGAGGAAAUCUAUUACAGAUAUAGAUACAGAUACAGAUGCAGCAACAGCAGCAGAUGCAGCAACAGCAGCAGAUGCAGCAGAUGCAGCAGAUGCAGCAGCAGCAGCAGCAGCAGCAGCAAAAGAAGAAGAGAUGGAGUUAUUACGUGGAGAUUUAUGGGAAGAAAAUGUCUCAGAAGAAGAAGGAGACAAUUUAUUUGCAGGAGAAGAAGAAGAAGAAGAAGAAGAGGAAGAAGAAGAAGGAGGAGGAGGAGGAGGAGGAGAGGAAGAAGGAGGAGGAGGAAGAGGAAAAGGAGGAGAAGGAGAGGAAAAAGGAGAAAAAAAAAAGAAAAAAAAAUACAGGGAUGGAGAAAUACAUCGUUAUACUGUUCUUCUGCCUCAAUAG